AAUUCCACAAUUUGGUAUUUGUCAAUUUUCUUUUUUCUUUUUUGAGAAUUUUACAAUGAACUGGGUUGCCAUUAGCUCCUGGUUGAGAAGCCAUGUAACCUUGAAAACUUUGUACCUUCUGCUUCUGGGUCAGCUAGUUUCUUUUGUUCUUGCACUUAUGAGUUUCACUUCUUCUUUAAUUGCGGAGCUUGGUGUUGAUGCGCCUAUUACUCAGACAAGCUUCAAUUAUCUCCUCUUAGCUUUGGUUUAUGGUGGUAUAUUGCUUUAUAGACGUCAAACACCACUGGUUGCUUGGUAUUGGUAUCUAAUCUUAGGCUUUGUUGAUGUUCAAGGAAAUUAUCUUGUUAAUAAAGCAUUCCAGUUCUCAUCAAUUACCAGUGUGACACUGUUGGACUGCUGGACAAUAGCAUGGGCAAUAAUCCUCACUUGGUUCUUCCUUGGCACGCGAUAUUCUAUAUGGCAGUUAUUUGGUGCAGUCCUCUGUGUGCUGGGCCUUGGCUUGGUGCUACUUUCUGAUGCUGGGGUGGGUGGUGGAGGCGGUUCAAGACCUCUCCUGGGUGAUAUUCUUGUCGUUGCUGGGACACUUUUCUUUGCCAUGAGCAAUGUUGGUGAGGAAUUUUUUGUGAAGAAAAAGGAUCGUGUUGAAGUUGUCUGCAUGAUUGGUGUUUAUGGACUGCUAGUGAGCGUGAUUCAGUUAUCAAUUCUGGAGCUUAAGAGUCUAGAAUCAGUCAAGUGGUCAACAGAUAUUAUGUUGGGUUUUGUGGGCUAUACAAUCUCGAGCUUUAUGUUCUACACACUUGCUCCUUUUGUUCUAAAGUUGAGCGGAGCUGCAAUGUUCAACCUCUCAUUGCUAACAUCUGAUAUGUGGGCAGUUGUCUUUCGUAUAUUUAUCUACCAGCAACAGGUUGAUUGGUUAUACUAUAUUGCUUUUGCGAUUGUGGUUGUUGGACUCGUCAUUUAUUCAACAACUGAUAAGGAUCCCGUUCCUAUACCAGCUCUUGAAAAUGGAAGCCACAAUGUGCAAUAUCAGAUGCUUGAUGGUGAAAAUGUGGCAUCAAGAGAUGAAUUAUCAGGAUAGUCUGUCAAGUUUUUAUUCAACAUGCAGACAAAAGAGCUUUUAUACUUUAUGUUUUAUUGUUUCACCUCGAAUAUUUAUCUGUGUUUUAAAAACCGGACCGGACCGGCCUGUCCGACAGGGACCUGGCAGCUUCUCCGGUCUGGUUUAGGUCUUUGAGGGUUUUUGUAAUAUUUCAAAAUUAUAAGGGUUAAUUUGUAAUUUUAUAGGGGUGUUUUGGAGAUA
Messenger RNA from Pistacia vera, 1300 nucleotides. Its product is annotated as solute carrier family 35 member F1-like. Lineage: Eukaryota; Viridiplantae; Streptophyta; Magnoliopsida; Sapindales; Anacardiaceae. Gene Ontology annotation, biological process: transmembrane transport. The coding region runs from base 56 to 1078 and encodes 340 amino acids. The transcript has 12 exons. Gene Ontology annotation, molecular function: transmembrane transporter activity. The record is from RefSeq and is a predicted model, not a curated record. Gene Ontology annotation, cellular component: membrane.